AUGGUAGCCCUGGCCGCGCUCGCGCUGGCCGGGGGAUUCGGGGUCGAGCUGGGACGCUGGGCGGGGUCGAGCUGGCUGCUGAACGCGGCGUGCUGCGAGCGCUCCCGCGUGUCCUGGCCAGCGAUCCCCGCCUUUGAGCGCCCGGCGAUCCCAGCGUGCCCUGGAGCGCCGGCCCCAGCGCCGCCCUGGGCAGUGCCGAACCUGGAGACGGGCUUGUGGAGCCCAGGCGUGGUCGCAGGAGUUGGGCUGGCGUGUUUCCUGGCGGGGGUGCUGCUCGUGGCCGUCCUGGUGCUCCCGGCCCUGGCGCUGCCGGCGGCCCCGGGGACGUUCGCGUACGUGGUCUACUCGGGGCCCCCCAACCUCUGGCACCAACGUCGGCUGCUGGGCCAUGUCGCGGGGUCGUCGGGGACCUUUGAGUUCCUGAUCGCGACGCCCGACUCGGACGUCUGCCUCGAGGACUACGGCCAGCGGACGGACGACAUCGCGGCCGUCCGCUUCUCGAACGCCUUCUGGCCGCCGCCCCCUGGUGUGCCGCGGGCCAACGUGUGCCGCUUCGCCGCGGAGUCUGCUGGCGCGGUGCUGGCGGGGUUGGUGGCGGAGGCGACGGCGGAGGCCCGACGGCUCUUCUACGUGAGGGAGCGGGCGGCUGGACGGCCGGCGGUGAACCCCGCGGGCGGCGUGCUGGAGCCAGUGGGGGCGGGCACCCCAGGAGGCCCGGGGGACGUGCCGCCCGCGGGCCCUGGCGGCGCCUCCCUGGUGCAUGGCCCGGCGGCGCCUGGCUUCCCCCCCCGCGCCCGCGGCACCGGCGGAGGCCGGACCGCCGUGCCCGACGACGCGGGCCCCGGCGUGCCAGCGGGCGGGGCCGCGCCGCUCGGGUUCCGCUGGCUGUCGGCCGAGGACUCGGGCGACGGGUCCCACAGGUUCGGCGACGAGGUGGCGGUGGGCUCAGCAGGGCUGGCCAGCGGGGGCUUCCUGUCGGUCGUGCUGCUGAGCCCCGCGGAGGAGCCAGUGUUCCGGCAGGAGUACCGAGGCGUGGAUGCGCGGGUGCUGCCAGUCCAGACGACGGGCGUCGGCCGCAGUCGCGACUGGCGCUCGCUGGUUUCCGACUGUCGGGAGGAGAGCCUGCCCGAUUUCCUCGUCGACGGCCCGCGCGCCGUGAAGUGGUGUGUGGAGUGCCAGAUGCGGGGCGGGGGAGCGGUCCUCCACCACGAGAACUGGCGCGGUCGGAAGCGGCUCCAGCCUACCGGCUACGCCGUCGACCUCCACGAGACGUUGUCGCGGGUGGUGGACGCGCUGGGCACGCACGACCAGGUCGACCUGUUCAACCUGGCGGUGGUCGAGCGGGCGUACCGCAAGAUGCAGUUGGUGGAGCGCUACCAUUACGAGAGGGCGGCCGAGGCCGCGCAAGGGAACUUGCGCGUGCCCGCCGAGGAGGCGCUGGCCUUCAUGGGCCACGGCCGCAGCGCCUCCAUGGUCUGCCCGGCCGUCCUCGACACCGUCAGCAGGGAGAUCGAGCGGGUGGCCACCGUCCGCAAGAACGCACGGAAGCUGAGAGAGGAGGUCACCAGCCGCCCGAAGGGUGGCAAGCCCGAGAAGCAGGGGUCGCCGGGCCGGCAGAGAGGGCAGGGCGAGCCUGCCGACGCCGGCUGGGGGCGACACCAGCACGGGCUCAUGCGCGAGCUGGUGACGGCGCUGAACCAGCUGGGUGCAGGGGCCGACUCGCCCCGAGUGCCCGCGGGCGGGAAGCCGACGGUCGUGCCGCAGCUGGCCCUUGAACGUUUUGCACGCGCCUGUGCGGCCAUGUGGUCGACGGGCGAUCUCACGCCUCAGGCGGCCCCCCGGGAGCUCCGAGGUUCGGGCGGCUACGAUGACGGCGAGCCCGUCAGCCUUGCCCCGCUGAGCGUGGACCUGCUCGGCCUGCCAGCCGCCGGCGCGCAGUCGCGCCCGCUGGCGAGUCUGCUGGGCCGAGGCGGGCAGCAGAGACUCAGCAAGUUUUUCGAGCCCAAGGUCUUGCCUAAGCACGAGGCCGAGGCUCGGCGAGUGGAGGGCGGCUUCGAACGAGCCUAUCUGGACCCCCUCCUACGACGGCCGAGCACGUACGCGGAGUUCUUGUCGCGGCUCAGCUCGGCCAACAUGAUCGAUUUCAUUGAUGAUCAGGAGGAGGGGGUGGAGGUGGGCGUCUUCGCAGUUGAAAAGAAGAGCGGGCGCCAGCGUUUGAUCAUAGACGCCCGUGCAAGAGCCAGAUGGCGUGUCGCUCGCCACUGGGGCAGCCCUCAGCGGCGUCGAGCUGCCGGACGGCGCCGACCUCUUCGUCGCAUCUAUCGACAUCCAGAUGCGUUCUACCAGAUGGGCCUGCCUCCAGAGCUGCGGAAGUACUUCCACCUCCCUCGAGCGCAGCGGCAGUGGCUGCGGGGAGUCGGGCUGGACGUGCCGGGCAGUGGUGCCUGGGUUCGGCCUCGCAUGGCGGUCCUGCCGAUGGGCUGGGCCCACGCGCUGGCCCUGUGCCAGCAGGUCCACGAGAUUGCGCUGGAGGAAGUGGGGGGGCUCAACCCGGAGCUGCGGGUCUCCGACGGCCACGUGCCACGGCCGCUGGGCGAGGGGCUGCGCGCCGCUUACGUUGACAACUUUUUGGGGUUCGGCGACUCCGCGGGCCUGGCCAACGCCCAGCUGAGAGCCGCGCAGCAGGGACUGGCCGCCCGAGGCUUGCGGCUGCGCGAGCCCGAGUUCGCAGCGACCGACGCCGAGCUGCUCGGGUGGCGUUUCGACGGCCGCGGUGGCAUGCUGCGGCCGAAGAUGACGAGACUCUGGCGCCUGAGGCUGGGCGCGCAGGAGCUCAUCCGAGUCGGCGUGGCCACUGGGCGCCAGGUGGAGCGCAUGGUGGGCCAUUUCACGUUUGCCGGCCCUGCGCGUGGGCCAGUGCUGUCGGUGCUCUACUGCUGCGAUGCCUCGGAGGAGGGCCGAGGGGUGGUCGAGAGGGACUUCGACUCGGAGAAGGUGGCGGAGGUGCUCGAGGAGGUCGACGGGGUGAAGGGCGGGUCCGAGCGAGUCGAGGACGUGCCGAUCGACAUGCUGAGGGGGGAGUGGAGAGUAGUCUCGAGCGGGGGCUGGGAGCGGAGCGAGAGCAUCGCCGCCCUCGAGGGCCGUUCGCUCGUGCGUGCCUUCCGACGCGCCCUUCGAGAUUCGCGUGCCGUGGGACGAAGUAUCUUCUUUUUGACCGACAGUAUGACGGCCACUCUGGCUCUCGGCAAGGGGCGGUCCUCAGCGCCCGGCCUGAUGCGGGUGGCGCGCCAGUUUGCCGCGAGGUGCCUGGCGGGAGGCGUGGUGGCCAGUGUCAGGUGGCUCCCCUCGGAGCGGAACCGCGCCGAUGCUCCGCCGCGCCAGCGGAUGCCCAUCGGGGUGCGGCUCCACUUCGACGGGCAGGAGCACCGACGCCCCGACGGUCAGCCUGCGGCUUGGCCGAUCCGCGGGGGCGGGGGUGCUGACCGGGCCGCCGACAGCAGUAUGGCCGCCCGCGAGCUCGAGGAACUCGCCGCCUGGGAGGAGCCAUCCGCCCGCUGGGCCGGCUUCCG
Molecule: messenger RNA, 3569 nt
Organism: Prorocentrum cordatum
Lineage: Eukaryota; Dinophyceae; Prorocentrales; Prorocentraceae
Source: the annotation of a GenBank genome assembly